GAGAGCCGUGCGCCUCCCAGCAGGACAGUGAAGUGCUUUCUCAGCGGCUCAGGACGGAUAUCUGAGACUGCUGCGAGUAUCACCAAAGCCCUGUUUCCACCUGGAGUACAAUCUGUGAGCAGCUCGGAUACCUGCAGGAUCUGUUAGGCUCUCCUGGAACCAUGGGGGACGUGGUUUCCUCGCACCUGGAUGAGAACAGGCGGGAGAUGAUUACAGCUCGGACCAGAGAUGUGAUGAAGGAGUUCAGUGAUGUGUACGAGCAGCAGUAUGCCGUCGCUCUCUUCAACAGCGUCCGCUUUGAGAUAGAAGGAGGAGGAGGGACGCAGUCACAGCUGCUUCACAGAAAGGACCCUCUGGCGGGCCGCUUGAUCUUCUCAGGGAGUCUGUUUCAGUACCUGGAGGAGAAUCGGAAGUGGAGGAAUCGCUUUGUGUCCGUGCCAAACAGCUACACCAUCAACCUCUACGAGAGCAAAACAGCACAUGAACGGGGGCUGCACCCAAAAGUAACCAUCAACUGUGCUGGGUACAAGGCCCUGACCUCAAUGGAGGAGUACAUAGAGCUGAUUAAUACCAGCCUGCCAGGCAUCAAGGCCAAAAUGGGCAGUAAUCCGUUUAUCAAGUGUGCGACCCAGUUCCCGCUCAUCCUGUGGCAUCCGUACGCCCGUCACCACUACUUCUGUGUGAUGACAGAGAAGGAGCAGAAGAAGUGGCACGCCGUGCUGCAGGACUGUGUCAGACACAGUAACAAUGGUCUGUCAGAGGACUGCACUGUUCAGACUCCAGCCUUCACUGACGCUGUGAGACGUCACAGACAAGCCGAGGGACACUAUGGGACCUGGGACAUGAUGUGCGGAGCCCCCCCACAGAUUCUAGCUAAUCUGGUGAUGGAGACCCUUCACCCCGACCUAAGAAACGUGAUUGGUCCUCGUCUGAAGGGGAAAAUGCAGCAGAGGCAGAGGAACUGGAUGUUGAUCUCCGAUGCUGUGUACAGGCAGGUGUUGUCUCAAACCACCGCUCGGUAUGAUGCACUGGCGGAAGCCUGCGAGGCCCAGAGAGCUUCACUGGACGCCAGACUGCGAACCGACAUGGACCAGAUCAUCACGUCUAAAGAACAUGUCAGCGGCAAGAUACGAGCUCUGGUGUUGCCCAAGGCGGAACAGCUUCUACGGAACAACGUGCAGCCCUACAUUAGCUCCAUCCUGGAGGCCCUGAUGGAGCCCACCAGCAGAGGUUUCUCUGAGGUCAGGGAGGUUUUCUUCAGAGAGAUGGUGGAGAUCAGCAAGAACUCGCUCAAUGGAGGGGGCAAGGACAAACUGGGAGACCUCAUGGAGAGACUUUCCAUGCUCGCCUUUCACCCCGUGAAGAUGCAGAGCUGCUACGAGAAAGUGGAGCAGCUCAAUCUGGAGGGGCUGCAGCAGAGGUUUGACGUCUCCAGUCCCUCCGUGUUUAUCAGCAGAGCUCAGAUCCUCAUGAGGGAGCAAAUGGACAAUUCAGUGUACACAUUUGAGCAGCUGCUUCACCAGUCUUUGGAGGCCCAGGGAGAAAACGACAUGUGCAAGACCAUCCAGCGAUGCCAGGACAGGGUUCUCAAGAAAUACGACUAUGACAGCAGCACAGUGCGCAAGAAGUUCUUCAGAGAGGCUCUGCUGCAGAUCAUCAUCCCAUACAUGCUCCAGCAGCUCUCGCCAUCCUGCUCACCUGAGCUGCCGCGCUUCAAAGAGCUGAUAUUUGAGGACUUCUCCCGUUUCCUGCUGGUGGAAAAUAUCUUCGAGGAGGUGGUGCUGCAGUCGGUCACCAAGGACAUAAUGAUGGCUGUGAAGGAGGCAGCUGUCCAGAGGCGACACAAUCUCUACAGGGACAGCAUCGUUCUCACAAACAGUGACCCCAACCUGCACCUGCUUGGAGAAACCCCCCCGGUGGACUGGGCCACCAAAUUUGGGGACGAUGAGCGAGAGGGCUCUCUGGGCGGCGGUAUUGAAGGAGGGGGCUCUGGGAGAAGACGCAGGCAAGUGGUGUCCAUGAUCCAGCUGGACGGGCUCCCCCUGGCCUACGAGUCCUGUCUGGAGGUUCCUGGAGUGGAUCUUAUCCCUGAGGAGGACGCCGAGGUGUCUGAGGAAAAAAGGGAGGAUGGAGGGGAGGAUAGGGAGGACCCAGAGCCUCUUGAGAGUCCCAAGUCUCCUGACAGCGUGAAUGAAAUCAGGGGCCUAAUUAAUCCGAUUGUAGAGGUGGAGCCAGAGUCAGAGGAAGAGGAGAGCGACACGACCAACGGGACGGAGCCCACCGCCGGCUUCAUCAUCUUGGAAGAUGGGUUGCAGGAGCAGGUGACACAUGUCACCACUAAGGUGGAGGACAUCCCCAGGAAGUCUCCACAAGACAAGAUGUCCCCGCAGACAAUGCUCCAGCAGCUGGUAGGAAGCAAGAAGCAGGAAGCUCAUAAGGAGCUUCAGGAGGAAGUAGCCAUCAAGAACGCCAUUGAGGAAACAGAGAUAGCGGUGCAGGAAGAUGGCACUGGACGGAUUGCUGAGGUCUUUGCAGCAGCAGAAUCAGAUUCCGAGUCGUCACCACCGCCACCGCUGGCUACAGACUCCGGCAGGCAUGAUGACAGCGGUUUCCAGUCACCAACCAAUGAGAAGUUGGAAGAAGGCGUGGCCCAGCCAAUCACUAACGGUUUGGGUGGAGAGGACAAAAUCAUCGACCCGGUGGAAGUGGAAGUGAUUUUAGCGUAGGAAGACGAUGCACACAACAGUGAAACUGGAGAAAACCGCAGAGAGAACACAUCAGAGUGUGCGUGACAUGUGAUGGGAGAUCAGUGGAGUGAACUUGGAUUGGAUUUAAAUGUUUAAUUCAAAGCGUUGCCUCGUCUUUAUUGUUGCACACCAACCAAAACCAGCUCUCCCUUCCUCCCCUAGACUUUUUUGAGACAUUUCUUUGGUGAAUGGUUCAUCUCUAUGCAGCUUCAUGGAUCUUAAUGAUUUUUUUUUUUUUUAAUACUCUGUAUAUGACACUGAAUUCCACAUAUCUGAUUUAUACAAGUAAGGCUCCAUCACAAUAAGGGAUUUUAAAGUGAUAAUCCACUUUUUUAAAUUUACGGAACGAGGGAGCAACACUAAACAACAGCUACACCUGAGGUAUGAAUGUUUUCAAAAUGAUGUUAAGAGUUUGUUUACAUCAGUAACGUCUGUAAACACGGCAGCAAAUCAGCCCUGUAUUACUCUCAAUAUAUCUCACAUUCAUAUGGUUAAGUAAGUUACAGAUUGUGCCUUUAACUCUAGUGCAGGUGAAUGAUCACAGCCUCUACCUGGGCAGCAGGGGGUGCUAUAAUCCGUCUUUCUGUAUUUGUAUGAUUAUUUUAAUUACUUUUUUUUUUUUUUUUCAAAUAUUGCUUUCUAUUUUUGUAAAGUGUAUUUUUAAAUAUGUAAUUUGUUUACUUUGCAAUCAUUUCCUAUAUUUGAAAAUGGCCUUUAAGUUUCAACACCUUUCAGUACAAACUGUCAUGGAAUGAUUAUUACUUCCUCAGUGAUUUUAAAAGCAAGAUGGUUUUGUUUUUUGACAUCUGUGGGGGAAAAUAACCAGAACACAUUGUUUCUUGCGACUUUGCCUGUGGGUGUAGACGACCAAGAUGAUACGUAAUGGCUCUUUAACUUGCAGGACUCUACUUAUGAGGGGGAUUCUUAAUGUUGGUUUCUGAUGCUCUAUCACUCCAGUACUUUGAAUUACACAUAUCAGUGUCUCCUCCUCUAUUUAAAAACUGUUUUAUUUCAUCAAACUUUUCUGGGUCAAUGGAGCAGUUCACCCAAAAUCAUACACAUUCACUGAUAUAUUGGUAUGGAGCUGUACAGAUUUUUGGUUUGGUUUUAUGUGACAGGGAUGAACUGAGUUUAAUGUCCUGUAUCAGUGACUGUAUCACUGACAUUUGUCCUUGUGAAAGACAUUUGUUCAUGCAUAGGAAAACAUUGAUGAUUCAAGUGUUCCAUAAAACCAAGAGGUUUGAUAAACUCUAAACAUCAGACUUUAAUUCUUAAAAUAAAUCAGUCUGUAACUAACUGUUUAUGCUUUGUUUUAAGGGUGUGUAAUUUACUAAUAGUUUUCUAGGAUGUUUCCUGGAAUUAACUAUUUAAUAUUAAAUAGUGUUUACUACAGAGAAUAGACAUAAGAUGAAUGUUAUCCUUAGCUGU
This is a messenger RNA of Seriola dumerili (greater amberjack), 4175 nucleotides long. RefSeq names its product niban-like protein 1 (gene niban2a). NCBI's taxonomy places the organism in Eukaryota, Metazoa, Chordata, Actinopteri, Carangiformes, Carangidae. The record is from RefSeq and is a predicted model, not a curated record. Bases 162 to 2726 code for a protein of 854 amino acids. The transcript has 14 exons.